GCUGGUGGAGAAAGAUCUAACGCAGCCAGGGCAGGUUUUCAGGGGGAGCCGCGAGGGCCGAUGGCAUCUGGAGUGCAGAGGAAUUCUAACCGAGUCCUAUGUAGUGGAGCGCCUGAGCCCGAGCUCCAGCGCCCGCUUUCACGAUAGCUCGCUCUGUCCCUCGCGCGCACAAGAGGAGGAGGAUCACGAGGCCCCGACGCGCACAUCUCGAUCGAGAUUGCACAAGAAGAAGAAGAAGAAGCAGACGAAGGAGAAGAAAGAGCAGCUCGCGAGAGCGAGAAGAGAGAGAGAGAGAGAAAGAGAGAAGAGUGAAGAGAGGCGCAGGAGGAGCAGCUCGCUGCACGAGGAGAGGAGCGGAGGAGAGAAGAGAGGAGAGGAUUGGAGAGAAGGUCGGUCGAGAAGGGAGCGCGGAGAGGAGAUUGCAGAGUCACGGGAGAGAGAGAGGGUCGAGGUUGGUGGCGUCUGGCGUGCCGACGGAGCGGGGGAAAUCUCGGAGAUCUGCUAUGCUUCUGGAGUGGAACAGAGGCUCGACGUCUCUAGUGUGUCCCGAGUUCUCGUUCGCGGACUUCGGUUGAUGGGAGGGCCGAUGAUGACUUGAGGACAUGGCAGCAGGCGUUGUUGGAGCGACACGGGCCGACGAGGUGGUUGCUGCAGCGCUCGGGCUCUAGCGAGAUUGGCGAUUUUCGACGAUCUUGGUUUCUUGGCUUAAGCGGGCACGUCCGCUGCGUCGCUCUCCAGGUCUGGUUCGCCGGUUGCAUUUUUUCCCACGAGCGACUUGUGAGCUAAAUUGGGUCGGGCCUUAGGGAGUGGAGUGGUGCAUGAGAAUAAUGGGCAGCCUCGUCGCGCCAGACUUCCAGGGCUGCUGCGGUCGUCGAUCUGAUUUUGAGGUCGUGGACGCCUCCCUCUCGGGAUCAUAGCUUUCAUGCUGUCGAUGAUGGUCACGACGGUCCUGGUGCUGGUCCAGGUGAAGGUCGGGAGUUUGGCAGCUCUGUCGAGUCUUGAGAUCAGUACCUGUGCUUGGUUCCUGGUAACUCCAUAGCUCCGAGAGGACCACUUUUUUGUGAAGUGGAAUAGCCGCCUCGGUGUCAACUCAGCCAAUGUUCCACCAUUCGAGGAGGUCAACAUUCUCAGCAGCAGAUAAUAAGCGGUUUGGAUACGUCGACGGCUGGUGUCGUUUUGGUGGACCACCAAUCCGACUCCUGCUAUAACUCGAAGAGUCCGCAUUGGGCGAUACCUUGAGUACGCGGCCUUACGACAAAGCUCAAUUCGGGCUAGCUUCUGUCCGGCGGAUUGUGUGUGAAGACAUCUUCGAUACCAGAAGCCUUGGCCGAGUGCAAUCGGGAGGAGCCCUUGGGAACUACUCGUAAAUGUGCGAACGGAUUGCAUGCUUCUGCCCGUACAGAACUUAUUGUCAAGGUGUGCAUGAAUUAGAGUUUUUCGAAGGGGCUGGUUCACAGGAUGCGUCAGCGCUUAGGUGAAGCCCUUGCAGGGUCAGACAGGAUAUAUGAACAUGCCUGCUCGCAGAUCUGAUUACGUUCUGCUGGAUCAAACUGAAGCUUCGUACUUCCCAAUUUCAGAGCUACCGGAGCCAUCGUAUCGCCUAGGAGAACAGUUUACUUUUGACUUCUUCAGACAAACUUACCAGGGGCCAGCCAAAGGAAUACAGACUUCGUUCGGCAAAGGCCCAUGCGCCCAGUCUAAUUAUGGGGCGUUGGAUACAUUGUAUAGGCCUCCGGAGAAGGCCCAAAAUGGGCCCAUCGAAAGGGUCCACUCUGGCGGCAUACAGGGGAUUCCGCCCCCCCGCGUAGACAGAACAUCGUCUGGCAUCUCCGACAAAUGCUCGCAUGUUUCAUCGGAGGGAAACUACUCUUCGUUGGAGAAGAACCUUUUCGGGAAUUCCGAUAAGAUUGAAAGUGUUGGGCGAUUCUCUCCUCCUCGAGAGCCAAAUCCCUGCUUGAUCUCGCAUUCACUCUGGGAGAGAAAUUCUGUCCCUUUCGACAAGAAAACAGCUAACCAGACUGAACAAAACUCCAAGCUGGGAGCACGCUAUUUGGACAGAUCGUUUCUGUCAGAGAAUGGAAUCGGGCGCAAUGCGGCCUCAUCCUCAACGUCGUUUCUGACUGAUAAUGGAAACGGGCGCAAAGGGGCCCUUGCGUCGACCUCGUCAUUGAACAGACAGACCAGCGGAGAGAGCUUUACAGAUAGUAUCUUAUCUAGCGAUGUCACUCUUCCCACCUCCCCCAACCUUUCACUCAAUCCGAGCAAUUCGACGUUCCUCAAUUCCCUCUAUGAGGCCACCAAGCAACUACGGGGUGACGAUGAGGAGGUGGAAGAGCCUCCAAAGAGUUGGGCCCAACAUGCAGAGCAAAGCUAUAACAUGCAGUUGGCACUGGCCCUCCGGCUCAUGGCAGAAGCCGAACUUACUGCCGAGACCAGGUUGAUUGGGUAUCACUUCAAGGACAAUUCUUGCUCGGCCGCACGUAGAUCUGUCGAGGCGACUGCACACCGCUUCUGGGUGAACGGAAGUCUUGGAUACAGCGAUGUCAUUCAAGAUGGAUUCUACAUGAUAUGGGGCAUGAAUCCGCAGGUGUGGACCAUGUGCAAUUUCCCUACUGAAGGGAAUAAGAUGCCAUCCCUGGAGUCCCUCAGAUCGGUAAACCCUGCUGAAUCUUCCUUGGAGGUGAUCCUUGUAGACAAGAACGGAGAUUCCAUGCUCCGAGGUUUGGAGAGCAAGGCCAUUGCCAUAGCUCAAGAAGCCUCUAACUCUCGGAAGCUUGCCGAACUCCUCGGUCAGCGUGUUUGUAAUCUGUUUGGAGGUGUGUUUCCUUCUGAACAUGGGGACUUGAUGUCGCGCUGGCGAUCAAGUAGCGAGCAGCUCAAAGAGUGUCUCGGCAGCAUUGUCCUACCUCUUGGAAAUCUUUCGGUUGGCCUAUGUAGACACAGAGCUUUACUCUUCAAGACGCUGGCCGAUAGUAUCAAGCUGCCAUGCCGGAUCGCCCGUGGAUGCAAAUACUGUGGGUCAGACGAGGGUGCAUCGUGCCUUGUUUUGUGUGAACCAGACAAGGAGUUCUACGUGGAUCUAAUAGGAAACCCUGGAUUCCUCUCGUCCCCGGAUUCUUUAUGGUCCAAUUCUUCCAUGUCUUUGCGAUCCCCUUUGAGAUUUGCAGAUUCCAGUAACUGCUUUUCUGACGAAGUCAGAUCUUGGAGCAGGAGCUUUCAAGCGGAGGGUAGUUCCUCCGGAGGACGUUCUUCAACUGAUUCCCGGCAAGAAGAACCUGUGGGUGGCAGGAGGAAAGGUGGCGGAGAUCCAGGCCAAUGGUUGCCUUCGGGAUCGACCCAGAUGACUUUAUCCGAUGAUACACCCGGUGCCGAAGUGUGGGCAGUGAUGAAAGUUUCGCAAGAACGUGCCUACACAGUAUUCAAGGAUCAACUGGACAACAGGAAAGUUACAGGGAGAGGAGUGGCGAAGACCCUUUCAUCUGGAAAUAUGUCAUUCGUUGCUGAGGUAACAAAUGACCUGCUAAAUCCGCCGCUGCCAAGGAGUGCACCUGAUGACGCUUGUGGUCUCACAUUCCACAAGGAGAGUUCGCCUCCAAAAGGCUACGGAAAGCUAUCAGAACCAGCUAUUCAAGAAUCUAUAGCAGGACGCUGUUUGGAGUCUAAGAACCAUCUUGGUUUUGUAAACUCGUGUGUCGGGGUGGAAAUGUGCGGCAUACCCAAAAGGCCAGAGCCGGUAUCUCAAACAGAUGACUGGGAAAUACGAUGGGAAGAUAUAUCGUUGAGAGAGCGGAUUGGUGGAGGUUCGUUCGGGACAGUACAUCGGGCGGACUGGCAUGGCUCGGAUGUGGCAGUCAAAAUUCUCAUUGAGCAAGAUGUUCACGAGGAGCGGUUGAAUGAGUUUCUCAGAGAGGUCGCAAUAAUGAAAAGGUUAAGACAUCCCAACGUUGUCCUGUUCAUGGGUGCUGUAUCAAAACGUCCAAAUUUGUCUAUUGUCACCGAGUACCUGCCCAGAGGUAGCUUGUUUAAACUGCUACACAAGUCUGGAGCCAGAGAGUCACUGGACGAGAGGCGUCGUCUGCGUAUGGCCUUCGACGUGGCGAAGGGAAUGAAUUAUCUCCAUCGGAGUAAUCCUCCAAUCGUGCACCGUGAUCUUAAAUCACCUAACCUUUUGGUUGAUAAGACUUGGACAGUCAAGGUUUGUGAUUUUGGACUCUCAAGGUUUAAGGGGAAUACUUUCUUGUCUUCUCGAUCUGGAGCUGGAACGCCGGAAUGGAUGGCGCCUGAAGUUUUGCGGGACGAACCGUCAAAUGAAAAGUCGGAUGUUUAUAGUUAUGGUGUCGUUCUCUGGGAGCUUGUAACCUUGCAGCAACCUUGGAAUGGCAUGAGCCCAGCCCAGGUAGUGGGUGCUGUAGGCUUUCAAAACCGGCGGUUGCAAAUUCCUAAAGAGGUUCAUCCUGAUAUCGCGGCACUUAUCGAGGCAUGCUGGACGAAUGAGCCAUGGCUGCGACCAUCCUUUGCAGACAUUAUGCUGUCGCUGAAGAAUUUUCAGAAGGCAACACUUGCGCAGCCGCACAAUGGCCUCUUUCCCAGAGCUGCGAAGGGAGAGUGAUAUAUAUUACGUGAUAAAGAAAGCUAGAUGAUUUCUGCUUACUGCCUUCAGCACUGAAUGCUCUGCUUCAAAUAAGGACUUAUGUUGGCAGUCUCCGGUCAAAUUCAUUCCCACAUACACACGGGCUGUCUGGCGAUCGGCACUUCCCUUUGUGCUUUGGCGUAGGUUUCCUGAGGACCAAAACACAUCCAAUCGUGUUUGUGGCUUGAUGGUGUACACUAGUAACUUAACGGUGGAGGCCAUGUGUUUGGCCUCCUCUUUGAAACGAGAUGUUUGUAUUCAAGAGAUAGUUCUGACGGGAAUGUUACCAUGUCAAAAUUGUAGUUUAGUAUUGAUAGCCUCAUAUGGGUUAGACCUCUAGUAGCCAGAGGUUUGCCCCCAGAGAUAGAUCCAUAGCCUCGCAGGCUGGCCGUUUGGCCUCCUAAGAAGUGGUUUCCACUGGUUCCACUACACAUAGAUGUGGUGUUAGUAAAAAUGGUAAAUUGUUUGUCCAAAAUUCUUUCUAUGAGAUAACAAAGGUUAUCAAUCUUGUUGUCUAUCACGUCUGUGUUGAACCACAGAAAUAGAAACGUCGAUUUGGCCUUGAAAGAGGACGUUGACGUGUUGAAGCA
This is a messenger RNA of Marchantia polymorpha subsp. ruderalis, 5220 nucleotides long. Lineage: Eukaryota; Viridiplantae; Streptophyta; Marchantiopsida; Marchantiales; Marchantiaceae. The record is from the annotation of a GenBank genome assembly.